AUGGGCCACGAAGAAGUUAUUCUGACUCCAUACGGCUAUGGAACAAUUAAAGAAAAGAACUCGCAGCGAGCACGAAUAAAAAUGACAUGAGGAGGGGAAGCUUAUAUACAGUUUUCAGACCUAACAAAUGCAAUUGCAAUUAGAGUGAAAUGCUUUGUAGGGAGGCGAAAAUCGUUUGAGUACUCGUGGAAUAUUGAUAAUACCUUUGAAAUGCUUUACGAACAAUUAGCAAAAAGCUUGGGGGUGGAUUCAAUUAGCUCGUUAAAAUUGUUCUACCCUAUGGGGCAUUUGAGAGAAGUAAAAGUGACAGACACGCCUUAUAGUUUGAGACUUAAGGCAGUUACCAAAUUUGUAAUGGUUAUAAAAAAUUAUUUCCAAUGGGACUCUCUAGUUUUAACCAAAAACAUUGAACUCUCCAACAAUAAUCGCACCGCUACCAAAAAGGCUGAAACAGGUUAUGAAUGCAUACUAGGAAACUCCACAAUCAGCUCAGGAAGGCACUAUUGGGAGGUUAAGCUAGAUAAUUUUCCUAACGACGAAGACAUCUAUAUUGGAAUUGCUAUUAAAGAAAUAAAUUUAUAUUCAAGUCCUCCUGAUUCAGGAAUGUUUUGGGGCUAUAUUUGCUCAGUGUAAUUUAUAUUGUAGAGGCAAAAAAUGUGGGCCAGGCUUUGUAGAAGACUAUUCUGCUAGUGCUAGAACUGGAGACGUGAUAGGAGUUUUGCUUGAAUUUAAAGGAGAAAAUGGAAUAUUAUCAUUUUUAAAAAAUGGCGUCGAAUUAGGGCCGGCAUUUGUUAAUUUGACAGGCACGUUUUAUCCAGCUGUAUUUUUGUUUCAUCAAUCUGCAAGAGUAACUCUCUCUUGCAAAUAUUAA
This is a messenger RNA of Blepharisma stoltei, 871 nucleotides long. NCBI's taxonomy places the organism in Eukaryota, Ciliophora, Heterotrichea, Heterotrichida, Blepharismidae. The record is from the annotation of a GenBank genome assembly.